Molecule: messenger RNA, 1614 nt
Organism: Penicillium atrosanguineum
Lineage: Eukaryota; Fungi; Ascomycota; Eurotiomycetes; Eurotiales; Aspergillaceae
Product: Zn(II)2Cys6 transcription factor
Exons: 2
Coding region: 1-1614 (537 amino acids)
Biological process (GO): positive regulation of transcription by RNA polymerase II
Cellular component (GO): nucleus
Molecular function (GO): zinc ion binding; DNA-binding transcription factor activity, RNA polymerase II-specific; transcription cis-regulatory region binding
Source: RefSeq, a predicted model, not a curated record
AUGCCGGAUCGACAGCGAACAACCCGAAUAGUGCGCGUCCGCACGGGGUGUUGGACGUGCAGACGACGCAAGAAGAAGUGUGAUGAGACACGGCCGAUCUGUGGGGGGUGUCUACGGAAUGAUUUGGGGUGUUCCUGGCCAGCCAGUGUGCCUGAGAGGAGUAAUUCCAUCGCACAGGAUCUUAAUGAUGUGAACGAUGUGAAGAGGGUGGGUGAACGACGGUCAAGCCUCGGAGUUGCCGAUCUCGAUGGAAUGCAAAUGCCCACGAGCCCGGCCUCGAGACAUUCUUCUACCUCGAGCGGGGGGCAAUCGGUCAUCGCUGACAAGGGCCUGGACGAUGCUAUGCAAGAUAUGCAAGAGGAGAUUGUUGACCGCAGAACAUCGGUUGGGAGCAUUGAUAACUCCCUGGCGACAAUACCCUUUGGUACUCUAGUGCCUAGGACCAUGUCGAUGCUGCCUGGUUACGAUGCUGAUAGCUACCAACUUCUCAGUCAUUACUUGAGCACAACGGCCGACUGUAUGGCUAACGGCUCUACACCUCUCAACCCAUUUUUGGUGCAAAUUGUGCCGUUGGCGUUCUCCAGUGAUUUGUUACUACAACUUGUCAUCACACAAAGUGCGGCCCACCGGGCGUUUCGACGUCGCGAUGAGUCUGACGCAAUCGCUCAUUCCCACUACACAAAGGCGAUCCAGCUAUUCCGACUUGGAGUCACCGAUUUCAUCGAGGGAAAGGAGCAUAACCCGCUGAUGUUGCUGGUCGGCGCUCUCCUGAUGUGCUUCACAGAGACCGCCAAAGGAGACAUGACUGGCACGAUAUUCGACCACUUGUCAGCUGCCAACUCCCUUCUUGUCAAACUGCUAGAACAGAGCGACACUGCAGUUCCAAGAGAACUAAAGAACUUCGUCAUUGAAUACUACACCUAUACCGCGACCGUGAGCAUGGUCUCCAUUGACGCCCGUCUAAGCGGGCAACUAUUCUUAAAUUUCGACCUGGAGCAAAGAGCACGCGAACUCUUGACCACGCAAUACGUCGGCAAUCUCUGCGGCUGCUGGCUAGAACUUCUCCUCCUAAUCCCCUGCAUCUUCGAUCUCGGCCGACAAUGGAUGAUGGACGACGCACAGGCUAUUCCCCCGACCGCGGACGAUAUCGCAAUGUUCGCCUCCAUCCAAGCCCAAAUUCUGCGCUGGUCGCCUUAUCCAACAGUUAUCCCUGAAGUCUACCUAGCAGGUUCGAUCUUCCAGCAGGCCAUGCUGAUCUAUCUCUACACGUCUCUGGGCGGGUAUCAAUACGCGCCCGACGGGAUAUACAAAGGCCUGGUUGAAAACGCCGUGACAGAAGCAAUGGGCUACCUGGACGAAUUAUCACCACAGGCACGAAUCAACUCAGGCCUGUGCUGGCCGAUCGCGGUAGUAGGCUCUUGCCUCUCAGCCCCAACGCAGAAAGAAACCCUACGAACCCGAUUAAUCGACAUGUCAUGCCAUUUUGGUCUUGGAAACAUGCACCGGACUCUGCAACUUCUAGAAGCAAUGUGGUUAUUACCCCCAUCCGAGGCAGGCCCUUGGAAUAUAUGUCGAACGAUGCAGCAGAACCAAAUUUGGAUAUCUUUUGCUUAA